AUGGCGCAGGUAGGAGUGGCCCUGCGCAUGCGACCACGACUGGGUGGACCAGCAGCACGGGUACCGAGGGAUGUGGUACGCACCAUGGCGGACAUCUUGGCGCUGCCAUACCGUCACGCCCAGCGACGGCAGCUGCUGUCGCAGCAGUCGCCUGUGGUGCGUGCCCUCCUGGAUGGCGCACGUGCCAGCCUCCUGCGAAUCGACCUUACAGAUACCUACUACAAUGGUGCAAAAGCCAUGAUGCGUGCGGCUGCCCUCACCAUCGGCUGGCCACCAUUGUUCUUCAAUCUCAACCCGGCGGACAUGCACGCUGGCUGCGCUGUUGUAGCCUCUGGUCAGCUUAUAGAGUUCGACGACGCCGGUCGUCCGACCCAGAUCAGCAGCACGGUGGAAAAGUGGCGCCGUGUCAAAGAAGACCCGCACAGCUGCGCGGCACUGCUCAUCGCCACGAAAGAGGUGUUGGUGGAGCAGUUGUUUGGCUUUGCACCUGGAGCAAUGCGGCAGACUGACCCUAACUGCUUCUGUGGGGUCGUAUUCGAGGUAGUCGUCAAGGUUGAACAGAGCGGGCGAUUGGCACUACACUUGCACGGAGUCGCACACCUCGAGUGCUUCGCACUGACAACCUUCAGGCGUAUUCUGUGA
Molecule: messenger RNA, 642 nt
Organism: Volvox carteri f. nagariensis
Lineage: Eukaryota; Viridiplantae; Chlorophyta; Chlorophyceae; Chlamydomonadales; Volvocaceae
Exons: 1
Coding region: 1-642 (213 amino acids)
Source: RefSeq, a predicted model, not a curated record